UCUAGAGAUACUAGUACUUCACCCGAGCCUUUCCAACCGAGCACUUUGCGAAGAAGUGUGGUAACGAAUCCAAGAUGGCUGCCGUUCGAGGUUUGGAAAACAUUAAUCCCGAAGUUCAUCAAAAGGUUAAAGAAAGAAUAUUGCUUGCAGAAGAGGAAGAUGAUGAUGUUGUGGAUAAGAUUGAUCAGAGGGAGGUGUUUGAUCUUGUCCGUACAAUCAAUGAUCCUGAGCAUCCACUGACUCUGGAGGAACUGAGCGUUGUUGAAGAAUCCCUGGUCAAAGUUGACGAUGAAAACAACAGUAUUCACAUCAACUUUACUCCAACCAUACCUCACUGUAGUAUGGCGACCUUAAUAGGGCUUGCCAUCAGAGUGAAACUUUUGAGAUCAUUACCGGAAAGGUUUAAAGUUGACGUUGAAAUAACUCCUGGAAGCCACGCUUCUGAACAUGCUGUAAACAAACAGCUGGCUGACAAAGAGCGUGUUGCAGCAGCGUUAGAGAAUUCUCAUCUCCUUAAAGUGGUUAACCAGUGUUUAUCUUCCGCAUGAUCAGCCAAUUAAUCGAGCGAGGACGUGUCUGGCCGAAGAUGUCGGUGAAGAUUGGAUUUAAUGCGAGAAGUUCAGAAAAACAAAAUUGAAAUAGAACUAAAUAAUGUUUUUCGGUUCGGCUUUCGAAUUGCGCGUUUUACGAAUGAUAGUUGGUGGUAAAAAUAGCACAUCAUUGUUAUAACAAGCACGAUUUAUCCAAAGAAAUCAACAACAUAGACUCGGGUAAUAUAUACCAACUUUAUGAAACGACUAUAGUUUAAAAUAGCACGUUUGUAAAAAGGGACAUAGAAAUUGUAAAUAAAUGACUGCCAUUGAGUGUAAUGAAACAAAGUAAUUUUUUCGCUU
This is a messenger RNA of Dendronephthya gigantea, 893 nucleotides long. Its product is annotated as MIP18 family protein galla-2-like. Lineage: Eukaryota; Metazoa; Cnidaria; Anthozoa; Malacalcyonacea; Nephtheidae. Gene Ontology annotation, cellular component: cytosolic [4Fe-4S] assembly targeting complex. Gene Ontology annotation, biological process: iron-sulfur cluster assembly. The transcript is spliced from 3 exons. The coding region runs from base 75 to 548 and encodes 157 amino acids. The record is from RefSeq and is a predicted model, not a curated record.